Messenger RNA from Cadophora gregata, 585 nucleotides. RefSeq lists its product as uncharacterized. The transcript is spliced from 3 exons. The coding region runs from base 1 to 585 and encodes 194 amino acids. NCBI's taxonomy places the organism in Eukaryota, Fungi, Ascomycota, Leotiomycetes, Helotiales, Ploettnerulaceae. The record is from RefSeq and is a predicted model, not a curated record.
AUGAUCCGAUUGUAUCCGUCGUCGCUACCUCCUUUCCCGCUUUGGGGUAACUCUAUGUUGAACCCCAUUCGUGAGUUUGCGCGGCCGAUGAUGAUCAAUGCGGAGGAGGCCGUCACUGGUGUAGCCAAGAAGACUACCCCAUUCGGAGAGGAGAUCCUGGUUGAACUCUUCGACUCUCAAGCAUGCGAUAUUGCUAUCAGUCCAACAAACAUUCCCCUCGAUCCCACGAAGGCAUUGGACAAGAAGGCAGCCGAGAGUUCCAACGAUAAUAAAGUCCGCGACAGCAUGCUAGCUAUUACUAAAUAUGGCUCUAACACGGCCGAACCCAUGGGGCAAGAGUCCACCAGCCAAACAUCAUUCGGAUACAAGGCCACCCAUGGUAUCGCGGUUAGCCCACUUGUAUCUCCAGCCGUUGGCCCAGCCGUCCCAGUUGCUCCCCUUCCCCCUCGCCGCCCAAGAUACUUGCUCCAACCGAUACCGCAUUAUUCACACAAACUAAAGGUUAUCGCCAAGGGAGAAACCACGACCGGAAACGUCAUCAAGGAGAUCGUCAGCUGCAAAGAUCCAGGUGAAGAGGUUGAGUAG